AUGGAGAAUCUGCAAACAAAGGUUGAGGCAUCCUUGAAGAAAACUGAGAAGCUUCAAGAUGUGGCUCAUGGACAGGAACUCUCCAUCAAGAUACACGAAGUUGAGCACAUGGAACUACUCACAAAUAACUCGUUAGUAUUUGAUAAAUUUCGAACUAUGAUUAAGCAACAAGAGGAAACUAUCGGCACACUGAUAGCUGAAAAGGAUCAGCUCAUUAGCGAAUUGAAUGUGCAAAAGCAGAUAAAUAUUUAUGAAACGACAAGCUGUGAAGCUUAUGGCAAUGAUAUUCAGAGGAUACGUAUACCAGGCAGGGAUGCCUUUCCUGUCUGCUGUAAUUCAACAUUUGGGUCCAAUGAGGGUUGGACUGUAAUUCAACGAAGAACCGAUGGCACUCUGAACUUUGAUCGAAAAUGGGAUGAGUACAAGAAUGGAUUUGGCGACUUGCGAGGAGAACACUGGCUCGGUUUGGAGAAGGUGCAUCUGAUGACAAAGUUUCAGCCACACGAGCUUUACAUACAUAUGGAGAAUUAUCGCAACCAAACAUUCUUUGCGCGCUAUAGUAAUUUCUUAAUCGGAAAUGAGACACAAUCAUAUGAAUUUUUAAGCUUGGGUGAAUAUACGGGAAAUUUGGAAAAUGCAAUCGAGACUGGAACGAAUAUAAAAUUCUCAAUCCGUAAAUUUUAUGGUGGUUGGUGGUUUAGUGCAUGCGAGCGUUGGAAUAUGGUGGACGAGGUCUGCACGACCACUGAGAUUUGUGCAGAUGAUGAUUAG
Molecule: messenger RNA, 771 nt
Organism: Drosophila busckii
Lineage: Eukaryota; Metazoa; Arthropoda; Insecta; Diptera; Drosophilidae
Product: fibrinogen-like protein 1
Exons: 2
Coding region: 1-771 (256 amino acids)
Source: RefSeq, a predicted model, not a curated record